CCCUCCGUCAAGAAACAGAGGAGCCUUCACUUCGUCCUAAAGCCCUCCCCUUCUCCUUGGUUUGUUCAAAGGCAAGGAAGGUAUAUUAUUAUACACAUAUAAAUACACACAUACACAUUUGUGUAUCAACUCUCAAGUGCUGUCAAGCCAUUGGAGGUCACUGCAUUGAAAGAGACAUGGGAGUUGCAGGGACAAUAGAGUACUUGUCGGAUUUGAUGGGCAGCGGCCACGGUCACGGCAAGAAGAGGAAGCAGUUGCAGACGGUCGAGCUCAAGGUCAGGAUGGACUGUGAUGGCUGCGAGCUCAAGGUCAAGAACGCCCUCUCCUCCCUCAGUGGGGCGAAGAGUGUGGAGGUGAACAGGAAGCAGCAGAAGGUGACGGUGACGGGGUACGUGGAGGCCAGCAAGGUACUGAAAAAGGCCAAGUCGACCGGGAAGAAGGCCGAGAUUUGGCCCUAUGUCCCCUACAACUUGGUGGCUCACCCUUAUGCCGCCUCUGCCUAUGACAAGAAGGCCCCUCCUGGCUUCGUCAGGAACAUCGAGGCUUCUGCCACCACUGGCACCGUGGCCAAGUUCGGUGGGGAUGAUCCGUUCAACGUCCAUGUGUUCAGCGAUGAGAACCCGAAUGCCUGCUCUGUCAUGUGAACCGCAGAUUGCCUGUGAAAAUUGUUGUGCUCAUGCUGCUAAUUGCGAUUUUUAGCACAUGAUCUUCUUAAUGGGUCCUGAAGUUUUGCUUUUUGGGGGAGCCAAGUAGUGGCCGUUGUAAAAAGUGGUCUUAGGUAAUACAUAUGAUGUUUUUUCCCGAGCAGUUUCUUGUUAAAAUUUUAUUUGCAGACCGACUAAUAUCUGAUA
Messenger RNA from Punica granatum (pomegranate), 851 nucleotides. NCBI's taxonomy places the organism in Eukaryota, Viridiplantae, Streptophyta, Magnoliopsida, Myrtales, Lythraceae. The record is from RefSeq and is a predicted model, not a curated record.